UUCUUCGGUCGCAGGGCAGCAGCAUCAGCUGCGGAGUUAGACAGAUCGUUCCACGAGCAUCCGAUCGAGAAUCGGCAGCAUUUUUGGUGUAAGAAGUAGGCGCAAUGGUGUCCGGCUCUGGGCUCUGCGCCAAGGUCGUGGUGGUCGAUGCUCGCCACCACAUGCUCGGUAGAUUGGCAUCCAUUUUGGCAAAGGAGCUUCUCAAUGGGCAGCGCGUGGUCGUUGUACGAUGCGAAGAAAUCGCUCUUUCAGGUGGACUUGUCCGCCAAAAGAUGAAAUAUUUGAGAUUUUUGAGGAAGCGAAUGAACACCAAGCCCAGUAAGGGACCCAUUCAUUUCCGUGCACCCUCUCGCAUUCUGUGGAGGACCAUCCGUGGUAUGAUUCCUCACAAGACGAAGCGUGGUGCUGCCGCACUUGAGCGCCUAAAGGCCUUUGAGGGUAUUCCCCAGCCCUAUGACAAGAUGAAGAGGAUGGUCAUCCCUGACGCUCUCAAGGUUUUGAGGUUGCAGCCCGGACACAAGUUUUGCUUGCUUGGUCGCCUUUCAUCAGAGGUUGGAUGGCACCAUUAUGACAUCGUCAAGGAAUUGGAAGAGAAGAGGAAGGUCAAGUCCAAGGUGUUUUACGAGAGGAAAAAGCAGCUCAUUCAGCUCCGUCUCAAGGCCGCUAAGAAGGCUGACGAGCAGCUUGCAGAUGUCAGUGCCACUCUUCUUCCCCUUAGCUACAAGGUCGAUGCUACUGCCUGAAAUUGCAGUAACACCUGACCACUUGGCUCACAACCUUCUUGUAGGCCCUUCACAAGGGAUUAAUUAUCUGUUAUUACAUGAAGACAAUUUUGUUGAAAUGGUCUUCACGAGAUUCGAGUCUAAGAAUUGAGAAUGUAUUAUUUCAAUCCAUUCACUUGCCCGAUUAUUCUGUCCACUGUUUACGAUGGAUGGAUGUCAUAUACGGUGUAUUGCACACUGUACAGACGUAUGUAGUUCUGUCAACAACAAAUGUUGAUACUGUCACAUCUCGUAUACCUGGAAGAUUGUAACUGAAUGUCUAUCCACACCGAAUUCUCGUGUGUUCGUCGGUGUGGUGGCUCAAGUUUUGGGACUUGAGGUUUACUUGUCAAUAGGCGAGAUGACACACCGUGGAUGCUGAUUGUGAAUAUGAAAAGCUGAUUGAGUC
Messenger RNA from Marchantia polymorpha subsp. ruderalis, 1170 nucleotides. The record is from the annotation of a GenBank genome assembly. NCBI's taxonomy places the organism in Eukaryota, Viridiplantae, Streptophyta, Marchantiopsida, Marchantiales, Marchantiaceae.